AUGCACAUCGGUCGUUUCCUAUUUGCUUGUUUCGCUUGUUGCUUCUUCAUGAUUGGAUAUUACAUCGUAGAUUUAGAAACAGCGUACAGAAACAUCGUUUUAUUCGUUAGCUUCCCGAUUUACGACAACUCGAUGUUUGACACGUGCCCUCUUGUCUUACACAAUCACAUGGAUCCAGAGCUUUUGAAAUUCCAUCAUCCCGGAUACAAUCCGAAGGAAAACUGUACCAUCUACGAGCCGUUCACUGAAUUGGUUGAUGCUCAGGUUCUUGUCAAGGAGAAGGCUAAGGACUAUAACUGUCAGGCGAGGUGCAUUCUUCACUACAACGAUUGCAACUACACCGAAGGAACAUGGAUCAACCUUCCAUCGUCGAAUUUAUUCGAAUGUGAUAUUAUCGAGACCAGUUGUAGCCAAAAUGAGACAAUUGAAGCAUUUCUUCACACACAAAUAUACGAACGAAAAGGAGCACGAAGCACAUUUCCACAAUCAAUCGAUGAGGACUCUCAUAAUAUUUCGAGGCCCGACGUCUUCAUUUUCAUUAUCGACUCAACUUCUUCAUUUAUGGCUAAGAGAUCGCUUCCCAAAACGCUUAAAUAUCUGAAGAGCAUUGGUGGAGUACAAAUGGAAUUCCUUAACAAAACAAUGGUCGCUCAAGAUGAUAGUGCAGGUUUCGCGUACUACCCCAAUUGUAUGGGCUUCAACAAAACCGAGGCUAACCAUGUCUGGAGGUCAUUCGACCUUCGUAGAAGGUCAUCUUUAAAUUUGAAGAAAAGUUUCGACGACGCGUGCAGUGAGCGUCAUUUAGAAAUGAUGGACUAUCUAGAAAAAUUCAUGAAAUCUUAUCCAGACGCCGAUCUUCACGUCCUUUUUGUAGCCGCAGAUCGUAUUAAAUUUCAUGUGAUCGCAUUGAAAGAAACAAAAUUCAAGAAGACCGACAUAAGCCGACUAAACAGCAAGGGUCCUUGUCAUCACUGGAGAAAAGGUGCAGUCACGAAAUGUCGGCGGCAAACGCUUUGUCGUCCACCGGACCAUUGUCCUUCUCGUCAACUCAUACGAGAUCCUCCUCGCAUAGCCCUCCUACAUCUUGAGCUGACGCGUCAUAAGAAGAUCACAAUCAUCAACUGUUACUCACUGACGGGCGUAGCUGAUGACUACGAAUUGAGUGCGCUCUACUAG
This is a messenger RNA of Angiostrongylus costaricensis, 1176 nucleotides long. NCBI's taxonomy places the organism in Eukaryota, Metazoa, Nematoda, Chromadorea, Rhabditida, Metastrongylidae. The record is from the annotation of a GenBank genome assembly.